AUGAGGAAAGCCGACACCGUUGGAGGAAGAGUGUUCAACGCACCCAGGUGCACCAGGCAGAGACAAAGACGGGGAAAGACAAGGACGAUCAAUGUUGAUUUCGAUAACGGUAUUCCUUCUGAUUGUGCGGAUUUGGAAAUGGCUCCGGUCACGGAAGUCCUAUCCCCCCGGACCUCUUCGGCUACCUAUUGUGGGAGGCAUGUGGCGGUUUGGGGUCAUGCUGUCUAAAGAUACUUUCCUUAAGUUGGCGAAGCAGUACGGAAAUAUUUACACUAUAUGGAUUGGGCCUGUACCUGCGGUAAUAUUUUCUGGAUUCGAAGCCGUGAAAGAAGGACUGGUAACCUAUUCAGAAUACUUUGUGGAUAGACCAAUGACUCCUCUUCUGAAAGUUAUAACAAAAGAAAGGGGUAUUGUCUUCUCCAAUGGUCACACCUGGAAGCAGCAGAAGAAGUUUGGGCAGGUUACCAUGCGGAAACUGGGCCUGGGGAAGAAAGAGCAACAAAUUGCAGAAGAAGCCGAGCAGCUGGUCGAGAUGUUUGAACGCUCAAAUGGGCAGCCGAUCGACCCUUCGUUGCUCAUCAGAAAUUCCGUCUCCAACGUGAUGUGCGCGGUGGCUUUCGGGCACCGCUUUUCUGUGGAUGAUGAAGAAUUCGUCAAGCUGGUCAAUGCGGUUAUGUACAGCUUGAGUUUUGCGGCCAGCUUCUUUCAUGGGCUGUAUGAAAUUCUCCCCAGGCUAAUGAAACAUCUCCCGGGGCCUCACCAGACGACCCUGGUCUGCACAGAGGCUGUGCUUUCCUUUGCCCGGAAGGAGAUAGAGCUCCACAAGGAGCAGCAGACGAUACACGAGCCACAGGACUUCAUUGAUUACUAUCUGUUUCAGAUGGAAAAGAAAGUCUACAAGGAGAUGGAUGAGGUUUUCGGCUCGGCUCACUCUAUCUGCUAUCAAGAUCGGAAGAAGCUGCCCUACACCAACGCGGUGAUUCAUGAAACUCAGCGUGCCGAAUUCAUGUUACUGUUCGGAGUCCCUAGACAAUGCGUGAAGGACGUGCACGUUCUCGGUUUUUUCAUUCCAAAGGGGGCCAUUGUUGUUCCAGACCUACGCUCUGUUCUUCUAGAUCCCAAGCGCUGGGAGACUCCUGAGGGGUUCAACCCGAAUCAUUUCUUGGACAAAGAUGGCAAUUUUGUGGCCAGAGAGGAAUUUCUGCCAUUUGGUGCAG
This is a messenger RNA of Gekko japonicus, 1217 nucleotides long. RefSeq names its product cytochrome P450 2C5-like. The record is from RefSeq and is a predicted model, not a curated record. Gene Ontology annotation, cellular component: intracellular membrane-bounded organelle; cytoplasm. Lineage: Eukaryota; Metazoa; Chordata; Lepidosauria; Squamata; Gekkonidae. Gene Ontology annotation, molecular function: iron ion binding; oxidoreductase activity, acting on paired donors, with incorporation or reduction of molecular oxygen, reduced flavin or flavoprotein as one donor, and incorporation of one atom of oxygen; heme binding. The annotation marks the transcript as partial. The transcript is spliced from 8 exons. Gene Ontology annotation, biological process: xenobiotic metabolic process; arachidonate metabolic process.